This is a messenger RNA of Letharia lupina, 855 nucleotides long. RefSeq lists its product as uncharacterized. Lineage: Eukaryota; Fungi; Ascomycota; Lecanoromycetes; Lecanorales; Parmeliaceae. The transcript has 9 exons. The coding region runs from base 1 to 855 and encodes 284 amino acids. The record is from RefSeq and is a predicted model, not a curated record. Gene Ontology annotation, cellular component: condensed nuclear chromosome. Gene Ontology annotation, biological process: mitotic recombination; reciprocal meiotic recombination; DNA repair. Gene Ontology annotation, molecular function: single-stranded DNA binding; ATP-dependent DNA damage sensor activity; double-stranded DNA binding.
AUGGUACGUUCCACCGUCAGCAAGCCACAGCCGUGUAGUGCUCAUGAACAACAGGUGUGGGAGCAGCAGACAUCACAAAGCUCAAGGCCAAUGGCUACUACACUGUUGCUGUGGGGAUUUUCCUUGCUUUUCGUCGAAAUGAAAAAACUUGCUGACACUGCUAAGUCGGUCCACGCUGCUACACGCAAGACGCUUCUCAAGGUCAAAGGCUUCAGCGAAGUGAAGGUCGAGAAGAUCAAAGAGGCUAUCACGAAAUUGCAAAGCAUGAGCAUUAGCGAGCUGCCGCCGGACAUGGGAGGAGCGAGUGGAAAGGUCGCAUAUAUCGACACUGAGGGGACCUUCAGACCCGAGAGAAUAGCACAAAUCGCCGAGCGAUUCGGAAUGGAUCCCGACCAAGCCCAAGAAAACAUUGCCUACGCCCGCGCCCUCAACAGCGAGCACCAACUCGAACUCCUAAACACGCUCUCCUCUUCCUUCGCCGGCAACGAAUACCGCCUCCUUAUAAUCGAUAGCAUCAUGGCCUGUUUCCGCGUCGACUACUGUGGCCGUGGCGAGCUCGCGGAUAGACAGCAGAAGCUGAAUCAGUUCUUAUCAAAGCUGACGCAUAUGGCCGAGGAGUUUAACACCAACCAAGUCCAAUCCGACCCCGGCGCCAACGCUCUCUUUGCUGGUGCCGAUGGCCGCAAACCCAUCGGUGGACAUAUCCUAGCGCAUGCUUCGACGACGAGGGUCUUGCUCCGGAAGGGGAGAGGCGAGGAGAGAGUGGCUAAGAUUCAGGACUCGCCUGAUUGUCCCGAGCGUGAAGCAACCUACGUGAUCACGAACGGCGGCAUCAAUGAUCCAGAGAAGGCAUGA